This is a messenger RNA of Salvia miltiorrhiza (redroot sage), 1848 nucleotides long. RefSeq lists its product as uncharacterized. Bases 1 to 1848 code for a protein of 615 amino acids. The record is from RefSeq and is a predicted model, not a curated record. Lineage: Eukaryota; Viridiplantae; Streptophyta; Magnoliopsida; Lamiales; Lamiaceae. The transcript is spliced from 5 exons.
AUGGACAAGCCGCCUUCUGAUGGAGGCCGAGCUUCAGAUGCUUGCAUCCCUCAGGACAGUCAGGGUAGAAAGGAUAUGGAACACCCUGGGUCAGAUGACGAAAAGAGCCAAAUUGAGGUAGUUGAGCAGGAACACGAGAGGAGUUCUGCACCUCUGGUUGUUCAGCCGCUUGCUGUUAUGACUGACAACAACGCUGUGCUAACUUUGACUGGGACGACAGGACCCAUUUCUCAAUUCUACCGAAACGGGAAGAUCCCGAGGGGAGGUAAUCCUUCCUUCAUUGUUCUUAUUCCCAAAAAGGAAGGUGCGAUCUCUCUCGACGAUUUCAGGCCCAUUUCCCUCAUUAGCAGCCUGUACAAAGUUAUUGCCAAAAUCUUGGCAAAUAGAAUGAAAGGUGUUAUGGACUCCAUCAUUUCUGAUAAUCAGAGUGCUUUUAUCAGCGGAAGGUUCAUUCUUGAUGGAGUGGCAUAUGAUUUCGUGGAGUGGGAUUACUUGGAUGUUAUGCUCGAUAGAUUUAACUUCGACUCGAGGUGGAGGAAGUUGAUAAGAGGCUGUCUCACUUCGGCAUCGGCAAAUGUCUUAGUUAAUGGUUCUCCUUCUGGGGAAUUUUCGCUGGAGAAAGGUCUCCGUCAAGGUGAUCCACUGUCACCGUUCCUCUUCCUAAUUGCAGCAGAAGGAUUGCACUCCCUGGUCGAGAGAGCGGUGGAGAAAGGUUUUGUGGGGCCGGCAGAGAUCGGAAAAGACAACAUUAGGAUCUCUCACCUCCAAUACGCUGACGAUACUGUCUUCGUGUUGGCCGAUGAAGAGAAAAAUGCAGAAGCAAUUAAGUAUAUCCUCAUGUUAUUCCAUUUAAUCUCUGGGAUGUCGGUGAAUUUCAACAAGAGCAAUCUCAUGGGAAUUGGCGUCGAUGUCAGUAGACUUGAGAGGAUGGCCGCGGUCCUGGGAUGUAAUGUCAGAUCUAUGCCGUUCAAAUACCUUGGAAUAAAGGUGGGUGGCUGCUGCAAAAAGGGAGGAGGUCUGUUGUGGGCUAGAGUUGUCAAGUCGUUGUAUGGGGAUCUUGAGUGGGGUGAGAAAACGGUGAAGUGUUGUGGUAGAGGCAGGGUUAGGGAUGGGUGGUGGUCUAGAAUUAUCUCUGUGAUUGGUGGUUCGGGGGAGUCUUGGUUUCUUGAUAACAUUUGCAUUAAAGUCGGGGAUGGGAAUAAUACAAAAUUUUGGAGUCACAAAUGGGUAGGGUCGAUGCCUCUAAAGUUCGUCUUUCCUCGGUUGUAUCAUCUUUGUGUCAAUAAAGAGGCCCUCAUUAGCGAGUCGGGUACUUGGGAGAAUGGGGUCUGGAAGUGGGAACUGAGCUGGAGACGAGAGCUUUUUGAAAGAGAUUUGAGGGGGGUUGAAGCUCUGCUUUCUUUCAUCUCUGGUGCUAAGCUUGAUGCAGGUGCUGCUGAUGAUUGGUCUUGGACUGCUGCUAAGGAUGGUUUCUAUUCCACUAGAUCGGCAUACGAAGUCAUUUACAAGACAAGACAGGAGAGGCCAGCACCGGAAGCGAUCAACGACAUCCUCUCGAAGGUGUGGAAAAGCCCAGUUCCGCAUAAAGUUAGGGUCACAGCAUGGCGGACGCUAAGAGAUAGACUUCCCACGUGUGCCAAUCUUAGAAGAAGGAAUAUUCUGGUGGACGAAGUGGAUCUCGGCUGCAAUGCAUGCUUUCAUAACGAGGAGACGAUUGACCAUUUCCUUUUACAUUGCCCGAAGACGGAAAAAGUUUGGGAGGAUAUCCUUCGCUGGCUUGGAGUAGAAAAUUCUUACUUGCGCUGUGGUGCUGUGUUAACUGGGUCGUCUGGAGAUGUAGAAAUGUGA